Beta vulgaris subsp. vulgaris (sugar beet) is the source of this 3916-nucleotide messenger RNA. Its product is annotated as pentatricopeptide repeat-containing protein At4g17616. The transcript is spliced from 5 exons. Lineage: Eukaryota; Viridiplantae; Streptophyta; Magnoliopsida; Caryophyllales; Amaranthaceae. Bases 662 to 2743 code for a protein of 693 amino acids. The record is from RefSeq and is a predicted model, not a curated record. Gene Ontology annotation, molecular function: protein binding.
UAAACUACAUAGGUAUAAGCUAUAGCCGCUAUAGGCGAGUAACACUCCAAAAGACGCUCACGGUGCCGGUGACCAACUCAUACGCAAAUUCAAUUCCUUUAGAACCACUCGAACCUCGCAUAAGUCAUACGCAAAUUCGUCACUCAUACGCUAAUUCCAAAGCUCGAAUUGCAGAAGCUCGUUCCAGGUUCUUGUUUUGUUCCUUAUAUGAAUCUACUUGUUUUGUUGCGGAUUUUGGUGUGGAAUUGCGAUUUUUAAGAUCUACUUCAUGUGAUUAUUCAUGCAUUUGGUUUUAUGCGGUUGUUAUUGUUUGUUUCAUGGAUUCAACUUAUUUUUUCCUCAUCUCAUAUAUGUUAUUUCAUGUUUUUAGGGCUUAUGAUUCCAAUGAAUUUCUGGUAUAACUUCUUAAUUCAUGUUUGUUUGUUUCAUGGAACUAAAUGAUAUGAAAAUUUAUGUAACAAUUUGUAGAUGCGCAUAUUUGUGUUCACUUGUUCUUGUUUAAUUUCAUCAGAUCAAUUUUUGAAGUGUUGUGGCUGGAAAUCAGGAAUUAAUGACUUGUCAUCCUCGGGCCCAGGGCGGCCGCCCCUCCUGCCCUGGCUCAGGGACGGGCCUGCUUCCUUUUACAAGAUAAACUACUUUUUCUUGAUGAUCUGAACAAAAAAUGUAUAGAACGAUUUGGAAUUGGGCAAAACUCCACAGUAAAGUACGUAUCAUUGCUGACUCUUUUAUAAAUCAUCAGAAAUCUUACCUAUGUCAUCAACAAUGUAACAUUGCAUGUCUUAGGCUUCUUAGUACUAGCUCUGAGCAAAGAGAGCUAUGUUGGGAAGGUUUUAACCAUGAUAAGAUGUUGAGAGGGUUUGAAAGUGCAUUGUUGGAUUGCAAAGAAGACGAGGUAUUGGCAGUUUUUAACAAAUUUAAGAGCUCGUAUGGAUAUCCUCCACAGGAUGUGAUGAGUAAGUUGAUCUCGGGACUAUCCUACUCAUUUGAUUACCGCUCACUUUCUAAAGCGUGUAACUUAGUUUUUAAAAUGGCAAGGGAAAAUUUUGAGUCACUUGACCAUGAUAGCUUGUCUAGGCUUUGCCUUUCAUUGGGAAGAGCUCAGAUGCCAGUCCCUGCUUCGAAAGUUCUUAGACUCAUGCUGCAGAGAAAUAGUGUUCCUGCAGUGGACGUGCUAUGUUUGGUGUUUAUGCAUAUGGUGAAGACUGAGGUUGGCUCAUGUCUGGCAUCAAAUAUCCUUCUUGAGAUUUGUGGUCGUUUCGACCAUCUCAGUGCAAUGAGAUCUGAAUGCGCCAUGUCUAUUAAACCUAGUACUGCAAUCUUUAAUCUUGUUCUCGAGGCUUGUGUGAAAAUUGGAUCAUCACUGAAAGGGCAAGAGAUAAUAGAGGCAAUGGCACAAGUAAGAGUGGUAGCUGAUGUACACUCUGUUCUUCUAUUUACCUACAUUUUUGAAAUGAAUGGCCUUAGGGAUGAGUUGAAGAAAUUAAAAGAAUAUGUAGAUCGAGUUUCAAUUCCACUUGCUCAACACUAUGUUCAGUUCUAUGACAAGUUGUUGAGUUUGCAUUUUCACUUUGAUGAUAUUGAUGCUGCUGCCAGACUUGUAGCCGAUAUGUAUUUUCUCUGGGGUUCACGCCCUUUGGAACAUGAUAAGGAUCUAAUGAAGCCUUGUCAAGUUCCUGUUGGUCCUCCUUUUUUGAAAGAAGGUUUGAAAGUCCAAGUUAUGUUUGACUUGCUGCAGAAGGAUAUUGUCCUUCAUGUGAAAAAGGAAGAAGAGUUUGUAAUAUUCAAGAAUGGGAAACUUGUCCUCACCACUAAAGGGUUGGCAAGACUUGUUAUCAAUUAUAUGAAAAGCAAAAGAAUCGGUGAGUUGUCGGAACUUUUAGCUUCAAUUCAGAAGAGGGUGGUUACAAAUGAAGAAGGCAGACUCUGCUGUGAUGUGAUUCAUGCAUGCAUCCAUUGUGGUUUCCUUGAGACAGCUCAUGAUAUGUUGGAUGAUAUGGAAAUGUCUAACAUUGCUGUUCCCACCGCAACAUAUAUGCUGUUGCUGAAUGCGUAUUGCAGAAAAAAUAUGUCCAAGGAAGUGGAAGCCCUGGUCAAACAAAUAAAUAAGAUUGGUCUACUCAUGGAUGCAUCUGAUGAAAUGAUCAUGUCGAAAUGUCUUUCAGGUGUAGCACAUGGAAGUAGUCUGAGUGUAGCUGCACCUCUUACCAGUAGGCAAUCAGAAUUAACUGUCUAUCUACUUCAAGAAAUGAACUGGGGUUAUAAAGCUCCUUCUAAGGUUUAUGAGCUGAAUUCUUGUAUAUAUUUCUUUUUCAAGGCCAACAUGAUGGAGGAUGCUCGGAAGAUAUACAAUAAAAUGCAGGAGUUAAAUAUCCAGCCGACAGUGCAAACUUUUGCUUACUUGAUACAAGGCUACUUAUCUUUGGAAAUGUAUCGGGAAACCACCAUCUUGUGGGGUAACAUGAAAAGGCAUAUGGAUCAUGGAUGUUCACUUGCAAACAGGGAUUUGUACGAGUUGCUGCUGAUGAAUUUUCUACGAGGAGGGUACUUUGAGAGAGUACUAGAAGUGCUUCGCCAUAUGAAGGCGCACGGUAUGCAUGCUGAUAGAUGGAUGUAUAAGCACGAGUUCUUAAGAUUCCAUAAGAAUCUUUACAGAAGAUUGACGGCCAUGGAUGCAAGAACAGAAGCACAGAGAUUGAGGCUUGAGCAUGUUAAAGCCUUUAGAAAAUGGGUUCGCAAUAAUUGAACCAUAUUGUAUAAGAGUACUCUGGUUUGGUUGAUACCUGGCACUUGGUAUGUUGUAACUCAUAAAUCAAGCCAACAAGUAGAGAGAGCUUAAAUGUGUGUGAAGCCAAAGGCUUCGCCAAAGUAAAUUUGCCAAACUCUUAUUGUGCGUUCAGAUGAUAUCCUCACUGGUUUGAAGUUCGUGCUCAUGUUGGUUGGCCUGAUUCAUGCAAUUGAGGUCAUAGUAAGCAUUUUGGUAUGUUGUAACUCAUAAAUCAAGCCAACAAAACGUGUGUGAAGCCAGAGGCUUCGUCAAAGUAAAUUCUCAAUCCAUUCCUUGCUCUAAAUGCAACUCUUAUUGUGCGUUCAGAUGAUAUCCUCACUGGUUCGUGCUCAUGUUGGUUGGCCUGAUUCAUGAAAUUGAGGUCAUAGUAAGCAAUUUUUAUCAAAUCAUCCAGAUUCGAGUCAACAGGCUCUCUCCAAACUGAAGUAACUCACUUUGCUGAGUUAUUAAAUGGUGCAAGGAGGAGCCAAAUGACUAAAAAUUGUCAGCUGCAUCUAUAAAUAGGUUGAUGAAAGGCUUAUGAGCUUGUGGCUCCAGGUGCACUCUGAACAGUAUCAAGAACCUGAUUGCUAAUGCAAGCUUAAUCUUGGGUGCUGGGUUCGGAUGAUAUGAAUGUAUGUAUAGAAGAGUUCAUGAUCGAGCUUGGUGUGGCUCCAUUGGUGAACACUGGUCUAUACUUGCAUCAAAGAUACAAACUCAAGCUUCAGAUCUCAAUGAAAUUAAAGCUGGCCAGUUUGACUUUGCAACCCAACUUAAGGUUCAAUGUUGUUGUUCAGCCUACUAGAAAGUCCAACAGCUUGCAGCUUGCACGAAACUCCGAGUCAAAUCUUAGCACUUGAAGGAAUGUUUAUGAAUAUGGGCUAAUUUGAGUGGUUAUGUUUUAGAACGUAGAAGCAUAACUCGAUGAAAGAAUCGGCCUUGGUUCAAGUAGAUUCUUGAACCAUUUCUUUAUUUACACAUGAUGUGAUGUACUUAAACAUAAAGAGUAUCUCAAAUUCCGGACUUCCUUACUCUCUGAAGGUGUAAAUAUCGAAUUGAGCUAGUUUUUGACUUUUCCCAUGUGAAAGGAUACUUGAAUUGUUUGUGAAAAAUGUAGCUUAAGAAUAUCUGAAAAUGAACACUUAUAAGUUA